Molecule: messenger RNA, 663 nt
Organism: Chanos chanos (milkfish)
Lineage: Eukaryota; Metazoa; Chordata; Actinopteri; Gonorynchiformes; Chanidae
Product: adhesion G protein-coupled receptor E1-like
Exons: 6
Coding region: 1-663 (220 amino acids)
Biological process (GO): adenylate cyclase-activating G protein-coupled receptor signaling pathway; cell surface receptor signaling pathway
Cellular component (GO): plasma membrane
Molecular function (GO): G protein-coupled receptor activity
Source: RefSeq, a predicted model, not a curated record
AUGUUCCUUGAGGCCAUAACACUCUUCAUCUCAGUGAUGAACCUAUCAAAGAUCAAAUCCAGGCGGAGGGAGGUGCUUCACUGGAAAUACCAACUUGUGAUUGGUUAUGUGCUCCCCACUCUUGUGGUCGGUGUAUCUGUGUCUGUUCAGUGUGACGGUUAUGACAGUGAGACGUGCUGGAUUAAGUUGGGGACGAAUUUUCUCUGGAGUUUUUUGGGUCCUGUUUGCUUCAUUCUUGUAAUGAAUUUGAUCCUCUUCAUCACCAUCAUCAUCACUCUUCAGUGUACACUGAUGCACCUGAGCGGUGAUGUCUCACAGAUCAAAACCAGCAGGACUAUGGUGUUCAAAGCGCUGGCCCAGUUUUUUAUACUGGGUUGCCCCUGGAUACUGGGGUUCUCCACAAACAUCAGUGAGGGGGCAGAGAUCAUCUUCCUUCUCCUCACUUCCCAGCAAGGCACCUUCAUCUUCCUGGUCCACUGUGUCCUCAAUGAAGAGGUCAGAAAGCAGUACAAAAAGUUGUGGUACACCCUCUGCCCUCACCAUGACAUCGAUGCAUUGUCAAAUGAGCAGAUGACAGAGACAUUAUUUACAUCACUUGAUCCUGAAUUUGCUGUCUUUGUGGUGUCCACGGUUGGCAUUCCUUCCAUAGCUGAGGAGGCCUAA